Epinephelus fuscoguttatus (brown-marbled grouper) is the source of this 3227-nucleotide messenger RNA. It is a transcript of the gene ikbkg, whose product is annotated as inhibitor of nuclear factor kappa B kinase regulatory subunit gamma. The transcript has 15 exons. Gene Ontology annotation, cellular component: nucleus; IkappaB kinase complex; cytoplasm. The coding region runs from base 372 to 2168 and encodes 598 amino acids. Lineage: Eukaryota; Metazoa; Chordata; Actinopteri; Perciformes; Serranidae. Gene Ontology annotation, biological process: positive regulation of canonical NF-kappaB signal transduction. The record is from RefSeq and is a predicted model, not a curated record. Gene Ontology annotation, molecular function: K63-linked polyubiquitin modification-dependent protein binding.
UUCAGGGUAAAACACUCAACGGUAUUUCCUGAGCUAACUACACUCGCCUAGGCUCUGACAGAUAACCUCAACCCACCUUAACACGUUUUAGGAUAACGUUACAAAACUGGGCAGAAUGCCAAUCGGAACAUAUACAGUUUGUUGAUGUAGUUCGUUGUUUAUGUCAGUCAACAGGUGCCUAAGAAAACCUAGCUACUGGUUGCUAAAUUAUCCUAGCUAACGUUAGCUAAUAGCUAACUUACACCGCGAGCUAUUUAGCAUCAGCUAGCUUUCUAACGGUGGCUAAACAGAUAACGUUACGCUUACUAACAGGUUGUAUUUGAGUGACAGCCUGUUAUUCCGGACAACCAAGCUGAAAAAGAAGAGAGGGGAUGGUGCAGCCCCAGCCUGAUGGCCCAAUGCAGUGGGACAUGUCCGGAGAAGAGAGUGGAGGGACCCUCAGGGUCCCACCUGAGCUGGCUGCCAAUGAAGUGGUGACCAGGUUGCUGGGUGACAACCAGCAGCUUAGAGAGGCCUUGCGGCGGAGCAAUCUUGCAUUACGACAACGCUGUGAGGAGAUGGAGGGAUGGCAGCAGAGGACAAGAGAGGAACGAGAAUUUCUCAGCUGUCGUUUCCAGGAGGCCAGGGCCCUGGUGGAGAGGCUAGCCCAGGAAAACCACUCAUUACAGGGCUUGGUGAAUGGACCAGCCUCCACCGCUAACAACUGCUGCAGCUCCAGCCAGACUGAGGACCUGCAGGGGCGCCCGGCAAGGAACAGACCACUGGAGGGACCACAGACACUAGAUCAGCGGGAGAAGAAAAGAGUUGAAGAGACGGAUCAACACACACAGACCACGCCACCUCGCAGCCUGGGUGAUGCGAGUGUGCAUAGCUCCUUGAGUAGCGCCCUCCCCUCUCCCCCCACCUCACUUUCAGAGGCAUGGGGGGAGAUAAUGGGCAGGGAAAAUGGCCAGCCUGUGGAAGGUGCAAACGAGUUCCUCCAGCUGCUGAAGAGCCACAAAGAAAAACUGGAGGAAGGGAUGAGAGACCUGAGGAGGAAGAAUGAGGAGCUGGAGAGCCAGAGGGAUGAGGGAGAGAAGGAGAGGGAGCGAAUGCGGCGUUGCAUUGAUCAGCUGCGAGCCAAACUGGCCCAGGCACAGGCAGGCAGUGCUACUGAGGAGGCUGUUCAACAUCGCUCUGAGGCGCAGCACUCCUCUGACUGGUAUCGUGAGUUGGAGGAGAAGCUUGAUUUUCUGCAGAAGAGUUCAGCUCAGCGGGACAGAACUGAAGCUCUGCUCAAACAGAAGGACAAGGACUGUGCCCAGCUGGCCAAGGACUGUGAGGCUCUGAAAGCUCAAGCAACUUCCCUAUUAGGAGAACUGAAUGAGAGACAGAGCUGCCUGGAGAAGAGCGAGCAUGAACGCAAAAUGUUGGAUGACAAGCUAAGCAAUAAGGUGAAGGCCCUGCAGGUGGCAGAGCGGGAGCUGGAGCAGCAGAGGAAGCAGCAUCAUGUGGCCAUGGACAAGCUGCUGCUGCAGACCCAAAGCCUGGAACAGGCCCUAAAGACGGAGAGACACGUUGUCACAGAGGAGAAGAAAAAACUGACACAAUUGCAGCAUGCCUACACGUGUCUGUUUAGAGACUAUGAUUCCAAACUGAAGAGUGAGGGAGGAGAUCUGUGCAGCCGACUAGAGGAGGCAGAGCGAGCGCUGGCCCUGAAGCAGGAUCUGAUUGAUAAACUGAAGGAGGAGGUGGAGCAACAGAAGGGCUCCCUGGAGACUGUUCCGGUCCUCACUGCACAAGCAGAGAUUUACAAGGCAGAUUUCCUAGCAGAGCGAGAAGCGAGAGAGAAGCUGAACCAGAAGAAGGAGGAGCUGCAGGAUCAGCUGACUCAGGCCCUGGCUGAGAUUGACAGGCUCAAGCAGGAGGCCACAACACGAUUACGUAUGGAGCAGAUGAAGCUGCGACACGUGGACGACUUUACAACACGGGCCCCACGCAUCCCACCCCCACAAGCUUUCAACACGGUGCCCCCUGCCCCCUCAUUCCGCAAUCAGGGUCUGGUACCAGUCGGUGAUCAAGGGGCAGCCGGAGCUGAGGAGCUGCCAGAUUUAUGUUGUCCUAAGUGCCAGUACCAGGCUCCAGAUAUGGACACGCUGCAGAUACAUGUCAUGGACUGUAUACAGUAACCUGGGCAUAGCUCAGCACACCAUGACACCAACACUUAUAUAUACAGUAUAUUUACAUUUUUGACGUUCCUUGUGUCUCCUACCAGCUCUGGGCACAGCCUGGAAAAACAUGUUUGGUAGUUGCACCUUAAUAUUUCUGUCAUGUACACACACAUACAGAAACCUGGAUGCAUACUGUGGAUCUUUUAAUUUUAAAAACUGAAUGUUAGAAUCAAGUGGCAAUCGGAUGGCAGUAUGAACAAUUGAAAGAAAAGAAUGACAGCAAGAUAAUCAGCAUGGUAUUUUCCUCAAAGUGCUCCAUAGAUUGUAGCUUUUCCAUUCUGCAACUCAUCCUUUUUCAUCAUUCUUUUUUCUCCCAGCACCUCCUCUUGUAUGCCCACUCUUCCCCCUUCCCAUGAUGGCACACUGAUGCAAAUUUCCAUCAGUAUUUAUAUAUGAUCCCUGAUACCCUCCUUACUCUAGUGGCAUAGUGGGAACUGAGGAGGUAACUACAUACUGUGGAAUAAGUGUGUAUACUUUGACUACAUCAUCCAUGUUACAUCAAUAUCAUCAAUUUUCAUCAAUACAUCAACACAUCAAUAAUCAUUGGGCGUAAGGUGAAAAAGUGACAGUUGAGAGGAGUACUUUUUCCCUCAAAGAAGGAAACCACAUGACAGUGUACCCUAGUGAGCUUUAAAUAAUAUAGAGUAUUCAAAUAUGUUUUGGUCAUAAAUGUUGCUGUCUGCAUUACCUCAAAACAUGUGUUACUAUGUAUUAGAGAUGGAUUUACUCUUAUUGAAAAAAGUAGCCAUUCUCUGUGUUCUGUGCCUGUGUACACCUUUAACUGCACCACUGCUUUAUCGCUGAUGCUAGACCUGACCCUUUACCCAACAUAGCUCUAUUUGUGCCCUUUAUUCUGUCUUAUCUUUACCUGUGGCACCUGACUAUCUAUUGGAAGGUAAGCACACUGAGGGUUCCUUCACAAUUUGUGUGAAUAUUGUCUGUAAUUAUACAUAAUUUGGUGCAAAGAAUAUUGUUUCAAAGUGUUGAAGAUUUACAAAAUAAAUCAGUUAUUCAUUA